CUGACGUGAUCGGAAUUUGCGACAGUGUCGCAAGCCGUGUUUGUUUUACUGCCGGUGUGCUCCAUGGAAACACGCUCACCCCUCACGUUUUGUUUACAUGCUUGGGGAGCAAACAGCUACGGUCAGCUGGGACAGAACCAUGCGGAGGACCAGAGCAGACCGAGGCUGUCUGACACCGAGGCUCUGCGGGACCAGACGGUCCGGACUGUGGGCGGAGGAGGGGGACACUCCUUGGUUCUCACCGAGAGAGGAGAGGUGUUUGUCUGUGGACAGAAUCACAAAGGCCAGCUGGGACUCGCUCACUGUUCUGAUGUCUUAACGCUUCAGCUCUGCCCUGUUUUGAAUCACAAAGUCUCAAAUGUAGCCUGCGGCUGGGAUUUUACUCUUCUCAUCACUGAUAGUGGUCAGCUGUUGGCGUGCGGUUCCAACGCCUUCGGACAGCUGGGCGUCGGACCGACGCUCUCACACUCUGCUGAGCUCCUGGCUGUGGAGGCUCUAAAGGAGCCAGUGGUGAGCGUAGCAGCAGGACUCAGACACUCGCUCACAGUUUGCGCCUCCGGCUCCGUCUAUCAGUGGGGAAACGGGCUUUACAGUCAUGCUAAGCGAGCACUCAGCCCCCAUCCUGUUCCACCUCAUCUGAACUCCAAGGUUCCCUGUCUGGUACCAGGUCUCAGCCAGAGGAAAUCCCACCUUGUAACAGCAGGUUCAGCACACUGUGUGUGUUUAACAGAAGAAGGUGAAUUAUUCCUGUGGGGAAGCAAUAAACACGGUCAGCUGGCUACAGCUCAGCCCUUCCUGCCCUCCCCCGGUCUGCUGAAUCCAUCUCUGCUGAAGGGAGAGAGAGUUAUUAAUGUUUGCAGUGGCUGGACACACGUCGUUGCUCAAACAGAGAAUGGGAGAGUACUGACAUGGGGUAGAGGAGAUUACGGGCAGCUUGGUCGACCGCCCUCAGUCAACCAGAAUGCAGAGAAGCCUGGUCCUGAAGCUGAGGGAAACAGGAAGGAUUGCCUCCCAGUGGAAGUUACAUCCCUUAAUGGAGCAACACAGAUUGCCUGUGGAUCUGAGCACAAUCUUGCUAUCGUAGGGGGGCGCCUCCUGUCGUGGGGCUGGAAUGAGCAUGGGAUGUGUGGGGACGGUUCGCAGGCUGACGUCUUUCAUCCUCGCCUCGUUUCUGAUCUCAGGCCUGUUGUGAUUGGCUGCGGAGCUGGACAUUCAAUGGCACUGUGUGUGUGGGGGGGGCAGCAAGUUUAAGACAGAACACUGACUCCACUUGAGAAGCACUGGAGCACAGAAAAAGUUCCCCUUCACUGCACAACAGCUUUCUGUUUUUUUAGAGGUCGUAUUUCAAACUGAAACUUCAUCAGUGCUGUGAUUGAACACAGUUAUGUGCUGUUUGAAAGAGGUGGACCUCAUUGCAGAAAAUGGUAUUUCCCAUCUUAGUCUGUCAUGUUGAAGGUGAAGAAAAUGUACUGUUGUGGUGCUAAAACAUGUUAGUGGUUCUAUCACUGGGAUCCUGCUCUAGUGUUUCAUUGAUAUCUGAGCAAUUCCUAAAUAAAAAUAACAACCAUAAGCCAUCUAAAACGUUUUCUCAAUUUUAAGCCUUAAGAAAUAGAAAUCAAGCAUCUUGAUUUAGUUGCAUCUUGAAUGUCAUAUAUUGUUACAGUUUUGGCUGAGAUUUGGCUCCCUUUGAGAAAACCACAGGGGUUUGGACAUUCAUCCAAAGCUAGUUACUGAGGACUGACGUCCUGCAGGUUUCUUGUGCAUGACAUCUGGUAAUAUAAAUGAUUUUACUCAAAACUAUCAACCACUUUUCAACUCAUCAACAUAUUAGCUGAGGGAUUGUCUUCCAAAAAACAGAAGAAAACACCAAUAAUGUAUAUUAUUAUUCUGAUUUUACGCCUUGCAAAGAUUAACAUGGAUAAAGGCGAAGGACUCGCAUAAAAAAGCUACAAAAACUUUAUCAAACUUAGUUACCUAAGUCAAUAAAUAUUAAAAACAUAAACCAACAUUAUGUAGUUAGACAAUAGUUUUGAAUCCAGGAGAAAAUGAAAGAAUUAGCAGAUCAUCUACCAAACAUAGAUACAUUUGUCAAUUUCAGUCCCUUGCUGAUUGUUUGUUUGAUCCAGAAACCUAAUCGUAACAUAUCAAGGUAUCAGUGCCUUAAGGUUUGUUUUUUCUUCACCAUUGGUCUCUUUUUCAGUCAUGUUAGUUUCGAAAUGGAUUUUUAGUCGUCCACGUAUUUAUUAGCAUUAGCAGAGAUUAAUAUUAUAAUCUUGUUUUUAACCACAGCUGAUUUGAGAAGAUGAAUAAAUCAACACUCACUGGAAA
Messenger RNA from Cyprinodon tularosa, 2328 nucleotides. It is a transcript of the gene sergef, whose product is annotated as secretion regulating guanine nucleotide exchange factor. The coding region runs from base 64 to 1251 and encodes 395 amino acids. The transcript has 11 exons. The record is from RefSeq and is a predicted model, not a curated record. NCBI's taxonomy places the organism in Eukaryota, Metazoa, Chordata, Actinopteri, Cyprinodontiformes, Cyprinodontidae.